AGAGAGACAGAAGGGGCGUUGUAUUCUUUACUGUGUAUGUUUUCCUCUCAGGAAACGCAUCCUGUUGCUGGAGUUACAUGCUUGUCACACAGAGAGAGAGAGAGAGAGAGAGAGAGAGAGAGAGUGUCCUGUCUCUCUGGGAAAGAGAGAGGAAAAGAAAAAAAACUGCCCCCAAACCCUCAGGCAAGCUCCAACACACAGCUGUACAAGCAUGAAGAGAGAGAGAGAGACAGAGAGAGAGAGAGAGAGACAGAGAGAUCUGAACACAGAGACGAAGACUUGAACAGCGAGAGAUAUAAAAACAACAGCGAGAACUGAACAUGGAGAGAGAGAACUGACUCGUGGAGAGAGAGAGAACUGAACACGAAAAGAGAGAACCAACAACUCACGGAACGCGAUCAAUAAUUGUGCAUAAAUGGAGUUAAAGAGAAUCUGGGAGUGGAGGUUUUAAACUGGAGACAGAAGUGUGUUCUUGUGUAUUUGUGUGUGUGAUGGCUGUAGAGCUGACUGGGAUGAGCGUGAGUGUGUGUGAAGCCCCGAAGAGCGAGGAGGAAGGCUGAAGAUUCCUGAAACUUCAAAAACCACCCUGAAUCACAGACACACACUCUAAUCAUGAGCGGAGAUGUUCUCUAGCUGAGCUCUUAUACAGCGUACAAGUCUCCGUUUCUGCUUUGCACGUGCACGUGUGUGUGUGUGUGUGUGUGUGUUGGAGCGCAUGGCCACGGGCAGGCUGGUGCUGGUGGCCGUUGCCGUAGCGCUGGUGUCACUGGUGCUGAAUGUGGUGGCGGCGUUGGGCUCGGGCUGGGCUCUGCAGGUGCUGGAGGAUGGCCGCAGACGCAGCGUGGGGCUCUGGAAGAUGUGUUCGCAUGAUACACACACACCGACACGCGCCAUCGCCACCACCGCACCAUGCAAGACCCUUGGCUGGGGAGCUGACCUCGCGGGAUACCAGGAAUCACGCAACACCGUCAAACUUCAGUUUGACAUGAUGCGAGCAUGUAACCUGAUGGCAACGGUGGCCCUCACUGUGGGUCAGCUCAUCUUCCUGCUGGGGAUUCUCAAGAUAAACUGCAUUACCCAGGAUUCCCCUUGGUGGGAGGAGGCCAUCGCAGCCCUGUUUCAGCUGGCCAGUUUCGUGCUGGUGAUCGGCCUGGUGUCGUUCUACAGGAUCGGGCCGUACACACACCUGUCGUACUCGUGCUACGUGAACAUCGCUGCGUGUCUGUUUGCCACACUGGCCGCCGCCAUGCUGAUCUGGAACAUUCUGCAUCGUCGUGACGACUGCAGGGGACAGCCCGUCAUUGUCAUCAGCCGCUCGCUCGCCAUGAACUUUACACCUCGCGUGGACAAUGAAUACGUGGAGUCGCCGUGCUGACACACACACACACACACACUCUUUCCAACAUCUCCCAUCUUUUUCUUUCUAUUUCAACAAGAACAGGUUUUAAACAGUUUUCAGUUUUUUUUUUACUUGACUGUUGCGAAACAAAUGCAGUCAUAAUAUAAAAUAAUCAACAUUUUAAAAAAUAUAAAGGUCUAAGACAUAUCACUAUCUAUCCAACUCUGAUGUAAUAUUUAAUAACAGCAACAUUUUUUAACACCACAGUGCUUCUGAAUUCUGGACUCUGAUUGGUCAGAUGAUGUUGAUUAGUUUUCUAUAACAGCAGCUCUGACAGUGGUGCAGCUGCACAUCACAGGGUUAUAUUAGCGCGUUAUCGUUUCCAUAGUAACAGCUCAUUCACAGGGACAUGUACAGCAGACGCUCCACAUACAGAGAAUAAAAAAAAUAAAUCUGUAGAUGUGGUGAAGUUUUCUGGAAGGAGAAACGCGCUUAUGUAACAUUUCUGGAAGGAGAAAUGCGCUUAUGUGACAUUUCUGGAAGGAGUCUCCAGUGUCAGCGCUCUGUAACAGUCAGAAGUGAAGCUUGAUGUUAGACUUUACAUUUUCUGACAUCAGCAGGACAGAGGAGGAGUUUACACUUCUCUGUGCUUUCAUGGGAACAUGACAAGCUGCGUUUAAGAGAGAGAACAGAAAGGUUGCUGAGGGAACGAGAGUUUAUAGCUGCUAUAACGUAAGUGAGAACAGGAACUAAUUUUUUUUUCAUGAACAUUAAAUGUAACAAAAGUAUGAUGUGUAAUUUAACAGAUAUAUAACAAACCAUAUAGGUGUGGUAUAAGAGGAAUCAAACACACAGGGACAUUCUGUUAUAGGAAAAUAAUCAACUCUGGGGUGAGAGCAGGAGCUUUGAUUCAUCACACCAAACUGGCACUCUGUAUUUCACUGUAACACACACACACACACACACACACACACACACACACACACACUGUUUAUUUCCUACAUAACUUAUGCAGUGUAUAAAUAUUUAUGAAUUAUAUAAAUUUUGGAUAAUACAGUUUUUUUUUUUUUAAAUCAGAGGUCAGAGUAGAACACCAAAAUCACAAAUGUGGCUUCCUAGUGUGAUUUGAGGUUAACACACACACACACACACACACACAGAUCAGAAGGAACUUGCUCAUAACGUGGAACUUCUGGAGUCACACUGGAGAAGGGGAAAAAAAAAAACCACACGUGGACUGAACUGUUGUGUUCCUCUGAAGAAACUCUGCUCUUAUUCUGAAUGCUAACUGAACUUCUUCAUGGAUAUACUGUCUAUCAACCAUGCCUUCUCUCACACACACACACACACACACACACACAGCACCAGGACAGCUGAUGUGACUGCAGUACACUGUUUAAGUUAAUAAUCCAUACUAACUUGAUCAUAAAUCAAGCUGGAUCUUGAAUGAAAUCUUCCUUCUACAAACACGUACAGCGCUAAGAUAUAUUACACUCCCCGGCCACUUUAAUAGGAACGUGUUGUUGAUUCUAAGAUCCCUGUUCUUGGCUGCAGGAGUGGAACCCAAUGUGUUCUCCUGCUGUUGCAUGCUGAGAUGCUUUUCUGCUCACCAUGGUUAUAAAGAGUGAUUAUACGAGUUACGAAAUCCUUCCUGGCAAAAAAAAAAACUUGAACCAAUCAGUCCAUUUUCCUCUGAUCCUCUCUUAUCAACAAGGCGUUUGUUUCCACCCACAGAACUGUCGCUCACUCACUCGAUGUUUUUUGUUUUCUGCACCAUUCUGUGUAAACUCUAGAGACUGUUGUGUGUGAAAACCCCAGGAGGAGAUCAGCAGUUUCUGAAAUACUCAAACCGCAUACUCAUCUGGCUCAAACCAACACCCAUACCACAGUGAAAGAAAGAAAGUCACACUUCACUGUGAGAUCACAGUUUUUCCCGUUCUGAUGUUUGAACAUUGUGAACAUUAACUGAAGCUCUUGAUUUGUAUCGGUGUGAUUUGAUGAAUCGUGCUGCUGUCGAGGGAUCGGCUGAUUACAGAACUGCAGAAAACAGCAGGUGGAUGUAGGGGGUGUUCCUAAUAAAGUGGCCAGUGAGUGUAUAUAAAAGUCAGGUCUAUAAAUAUUAUUUGCAAAAUGUACACAAAGACAAACAAUGGAUUUGAAAUGAAGCUAUUAAUAUGUGAUCGAAGUCUGGAUUUUCGGCUUUAAUUCACAGGGUUUGACAACAAUAAAAAUUGAAAAAUUAAAAAAAAAAAAAAAAAUCACAUUAACACUUCAGGAAUUGCAGCCAUUUUUUUUUACACGUCAAUUACAGUGGUGCUUGAAAGUUUGUG
Neoarius graeffei (lesser salmon catfish) is the source of this 3669-nucleotide messenger RNA. It is a transcript of the gene tmem204, whose product is annotated as transmembrane protein 204. NCBI's taxonomy places the organism in Eukaryota, Metazoa, Chordata, Actinopteri, Siluriformes, Ariidae. Bases 716 to 1375 code for a protein of 219 amino acids. The record is from RefSeq and is a predicted model, not a curated record. The transcript is spliced from 3 exons.